AUGACUCUUGGGAAGUCCUACUGCGUCGAGUCGGCCAGUGAAUCUGUGUCUGAGCCAAAACCUGAGCCGAAGCCCUCAACCACGAAGCCUUCUAAUGAGAUCAAAACUCCCGACACACUCCAACCCGGUAUCGUGAGUAACUGUAACAAGUUCUACAUGGUUAAAUCGGGGGAAGGAUGUGCUACCGUUGCUUCGAAGAACGGGAUCACCCUAGCUGAGUUCUACAAGUGGAAUAACAAAGUCGGUUCUGCAUGUAACGGUCUUUACGCGGAAGCUUAUGCUUGUGUAUCUGUCAUCGGGCACACCUCUGCUACACCAGUACAGACCAGCAAGCCAUCGAACGGCAUCGAGACUCCUUCACCAAUUCAGGAUGGUGUUACAAAGGACUGCAAGAAGUUCCACUUCGUUCAGACAACCACGACGUGCGCGUCAAUCGAGGAGUACUAUAAGCUGCCUUUUGCGACUUUCAAGUCCUGGAACCCAGCUGUCGGAAAUAACUGCCAGUCGUUGCUAGCCAACUACUGGGUCUGCGUCAAGGUCAAGGGCUGGAAGCCAAGCACGCCCACGAAACCCAGCAAGCCAGCUAACGGCAUCGAGACACCUGCAAUAAUUCAACCAGGCUUGGCAACCUCUUGUAACAAGUUCCACAAGGUAAAGAAGACCACAACUUGUGCAUCAAUCCAAGACUAUUAUAAGAUCACGAUGGAACAGAUCGCCCAGUGGAACCCAGCAGUUGGCUCCAAAUGCACAGCGCUUUGGGCCGGAUACAGUGUUUGCGUCGGUGUUAUAGGUCAGAAGCCAUCUCCGACUAAGCCUAGCAAUGGGGUCAAAACGCCAUCUCCAGUUCAAAGCGGGGUCACCAAGUCUUGUAAGAAGUUUCACAUGGUACAGAAGACUACGACCUGCACUUCAAUUCAAAACUAUUACAAGAUUACAAUGGCACAGCUAUAUAAGUGGAAUCCUGCUAUUGGAGCCAAGUGCACCAAUGUGUGGGCCAACUAUAACGUUUGUGUGGCGGCGUAG
This is a messenger RNA of Fusarium musae, 1023 nucleotides long. RefSeq lists its product as uncharacterized. NCBI's taxonomy places the organism in Eukaryota, Fungi, Ascomycota, Sordariomycetes, Hypocreales, Nectriaceae. The transcript is spliced from 2 exons. Bases 1 to 1023 code for a protein of 340 amino acids. The record is from RefSeq and is a predicted model, not a curated record.